AUGGCCCUGAAAAUCGUGAUAAAGGUUAUCAUCAAAUGCGGGAAGGACAAGAAAUAUAUUUUCAAAGCAGUCGCCAAACUCGAAGGUAUCACCAGUAUAACGAUAGACGCUGACAAGGGAACAUUAACAAUCAUUGGAACCGUGGAUCCAGUGUGCGUGGUCUUGGCUCUGAGAAAGAAAUGCGGGAUAGGCGUGGAGAUCGUAACAGUCGGACCAGAAAAGCCUCCGGAACCUAAAAAAGACCCGCCUAAAUGCCCAGUGUGCCCUACAAAAUGCCUUCCGACGUGCCCUACAAAAUGCCUUCCAACGUGCCCUACAAAAUGCCCUACAAAAUGCCCUCCACUGUGCCUGCCUCCGCCGUGCCCUCAACCAUGCUCUCCUCCGCCGUGCCGCUACCCUCCACCGUGCUCUCUUGACCGUUGUCCUCCUCGUCAUUGCGAUUACGAUAGGAACUCCUGCCCCAUCCUUUGA
Syzygium oleosum is the source of this 471-nucleotide messenger RNA. RefSeq names its product heavy metal-associated isoprenylated plant protein 2-like. The transcript is spliced from 3 exons. Gene Ontology annotation, molecular function: metal ion binding. NCBI's taxonomy places the organism in Eukaryota, Viridiplantae, Streptophyta, Magnoliopsida, Myrtales, Myrtaceae. Bases 1 to 471 code for a protein of 156 amino acids. The record is from RefSeq and is a predicted model, not a curated record.